CUGUGCAGUGUGUGUACGAGUACGAGGCAAAUCAGAGGGAAUAUCCUGAUGCAGCAGUUUCGCAUUGCAUGGCUCUCGAGUCCUGAGGGCUGCCAACACUCCGUAAGGACUUGUGCAGUCCUCACUUCCGCCACUUGGUGGGUUCCUUCUGGAUACCUUUCUGGUACCUCUGGGUUCCCCUCUGUGGCCACGUGGAGUCCAUCUCAUCAAACACGUGGAAGCUGUGCGAGUUCCCGAUAAGAGCUAGUCGUCUUCACCUCUAGGUUGCGCUUUUUGGACUCCAUGCUUCACCGAGUCUGAUGGUCCACGCUGAUGCUGAUGCUUGAUGUUCUUAGGCUCGAAUCUUGCCCCUUUCUUGGUCUCGAGUCUCGACCCUCGAGUUCUCCAGAAGUGAUCAAUUGCUUGUGCUGGUUGGUUGGUUGGAUUGGUCCGGGGAGAUUACAGAAAGUGAUCGAGGGAAAGUGUGGUUCGUUUGAUCGAAGUUGGCGCGAUGGUCCAAGUUCACACCGUACAUAGUUUGCUGAGCAAGGCUGCUGAGGAGCAUGGUGACAGUCCAGCUCUGAUCGUUCCCAAUGUCUCGAGCCUGUCCCACUCAGAGUUGCACUCCGCGAUCGAGAAGACCGCUGUCGCUCUGAGGAGGGCGGGCGUUAAGCCCGGUGACCUCGUUUCUCUAGCUUUUCCCAAUACUUUGGAGUUUGUGGUAGUUUUUCUCGCAACCACAAGGGUCCGAGCGAUCGCAGCUCCUUUGAACUCCGCUUACACAGAAGAUGAAUUUGUAUUCUACAUGGAGGAUGCUGGAUCCAAGUUGCUGUUGGUUCCAGGAAAGGAGGGGAACAAGGCCGCUGAGGGUGCAGCUGAGAGACUCAAGUUGCCAGUUGCUGGAGUCCAUUGGGAGAAGGGUGAAUCCGGCAGUGGGGAGGUUAGUCUCAUCCCAAAAGCCAGGUUGGAAACUGUGUCGGAGGAUUCUCCUGGAGAUGAGCCCGAGGAGGACGAUGAGGUUCUCUUUCUGCACACUUCAGGAACUACCAGUCGUCCAAAAGGAGUGCCCCUCACUCACUCCAACCUUGCACAUUCAAUUAAGAAUAUUACAGCAACUUAUGAGCUGACACCUGCUGAUAGAACCUUGAUCGUCAUGCCUCUGUUUCACGUUCAUGGCCUUAUGGCUGGUGUUCUAUCAACUCUCAAUUCCGGAGGAGCUGCCAUCUUACCUGCUGCUGGUCGCUUUUCAGCGUCAACUUUUUGGAAGGACAUGAGAGACGGUGGAGCCACAUGGUACACAGCAGUGCCGACCAUCCACCAAAUUCUCCUCGCUCAACACAAGUCCAAACCCGAGGCCGAGUAUCCACGUUUGAGAUUCAUUCGUGCAUGCAGUUCCAGUCUUGCACCGGCUGUUCUGCAUAAUCUGGAAGAAUCAUUUCAUGCUCCUGUCCUAGAAGCGUAUGCCAUGACUGAGGCCAGCCAUCAAAUGACCUCAAAUCCCCUUCCUCAUCACGGUCCGCACAAACCGGGUACUGUGGGCAAGGCAACAGGAAUUGAGCUUGCUACACUAAGCCCUGACGGAAAGGUGCUGCCACCUGGGCAGCAAGGAGAAGUUUGCAUCCGUGGGCCUAACGUGACAAAGGGUUACAGAAAUAAUCCAGAUGCAAAUAAAACAGCGUUCGAGUUUGGAUGGUUUCACACAGGAGAUCAAGGUAUUCUGGACGAAGAAGGUUACUUGACUUUGACGGGUCGUAUUAAAGAGCUCAUCAACCGGGGAGGGGAGAAAAUCUCGCCUCUUGAAGUUGAUGCUGUAUUGUUAGCUCAUCCAUCAGUAUCGGAAGCCGUUACGUUUGGCGCUCCAGACGAGAAGUACGGUGAAGAGGUUAACGCUGCCAUUGUUCUUCACAAGUCGAUGGAGGCAACAGCAGAUGAUAUUCUGUCUUAUUGUAAGAAAAAUCUAGCAGCCUUUAAAAUCCCGAAGCGCAUCUUCUUUGCGGACACAGUUCCCCGAACAGCUACAGGAAAGAUCCAGCGGCGGUUCGUUGCUGAACACUUCCUUUCAACAGAGAAGGAGGCAACUUCAGCAGUUCCAGAGGAGAGAAACUCGCGGCUCUAUGAUGGAAACUUGAUGGCAGCCAAAGCCUUCGCCAAAGCUGGAGUGGCACAUAUGUUUGGGGUGGUAGGAAUCCCUGUAACCUAUCUAGCAACAAGUGCCAUGAAAGAAGGUAUUCGUUUCAUUGCCUUCCACAAUGAGCAGUCGGCAGGAUAUGCAGCGAGUGCUGCUGGGUACUUGACAGGAAAACCUGGCAUUCUCUUGACCGUUUCUGGACCGGGUGCUGUCCAUGGCUUAGCAGGUUUGAGUAAUGGAAUGAUAAAUACCUGGCCAAUAGUCAUGGUUUCAGGUUCUAGUGUUCAGGCUGAUGUAGGAAAGGGUGACUUUCAAGAACUUGAUCAAAUGGAAAUUGUAAAACCAUUUGUAAAGUACGCUGGAAAGGCCAAGAGUAUUAGGGAAAUUCCUACUGUGAUUUCAGAGGCUCUUGCGGCUUCACUCAGUGGAAGACCGGGAGGAAGCUAUGUGGAUAUUCCUUCGGACGUUUUGCAUGAGACUUUAUCUGAAAAUGAAGCUGAGAAACUUUUGGCGGUUGUAACUGAGAUAGUUCCAUCAUGGACCAACGCAUCGAAUCCCAAGGAACUCAAGGUCUCUGAGGAUGAGGUUUAUGAAGCUGUUUCAAUGUUGAGACAUGCAGAGAAACCACUCGUUGUUUUUGGAAAGGGAGCUGCAUAUGCACAUGCAGAGGAUGCUAUCAAGCGACUGUUGAAGAUCACUAACAUUCCCUUUUUGGCAACUCCCAUGGGUAAAGGUCUCCUUCCAGAUUCCCAUCCUUUGUCUACUACCGCAGCCAGGUCUGUUGCCAUUGGCGAAAGUGAUGUAGUUCUUGUUGUGGGUGCACGACUUAACUGGUUGCUUCAUUUUGGAGAAGCUCCUCGUUGGUCAAAGAAUGUGAAGUUCAUACUGGUUGAUAUCUGCAAGGAUGAGAUAGAGUUUCGCAAGCCUGCUCUUGGUCUUGUCGGAGACGCGAGAGUAGUUCUUCAGCAGAUAGCUGACGCAGUCAAAGACGACCCUUUUACCUUCGGUGAUCAGCACCCAUGGUUGCAAAAACUCAAGAAGAAGGCAUCAGAUAACAUUCAAAAAAUGGCUACUUCUUUGGCUAAGGUGGUUGUACCUUUCAAUUAUCUGACGCCUCUCCGCAUCAUCCGUGAUGCAAUAGCGGCUGAAGGAUCACCUGCUCCCAUACUCGUAUCCGAGGGUGCCAACACCAUGGACAUUGCCAGGUCUGUUUUGGAACAAGUAGAACCCCGAACAAGACUUGAUGCAGGUACAUGGGGAACCAUGGGAGUGGGUUUAGGUUAUUCAGUGGCUGCAUCAGUUAUUUCACCUGAACGGCUGGUAGUUGCUGUCGAAGGAGACUCUGGAUUUGGUUUCAGCGGGAUGGAGAUUGAGACCUUAGUUCGAUACAAGCUACCAGUGGUGAUCAUUAUUUUUAACAAUGGAGGUGUUUAUGGUGGGGAUCGGAGACCUGCUGAAGAUAUUGUAGGUCCUCACAAAGAUGACCCAGCGCCCACAUCAUUUGUUCCUGGCGCACGUUAUGAUAUAAUGAUGGAGGCGUUCGGUGGGAAAGGUUACCUAGCCGGGACCCCAGAAGAGCUCGAGUUAGCUUUAAAAGAAUCCUUUGCAGCGCGAAAACCCGCAGUUAUAAACGUGAUAAUCGACCCUUAUGCAGGAUCUGAAAGUGGAAGAAUGGGUCACAGAAAUUGAAUACUGAACAGGUAAUAGUUGGUGGAAGCAACUUUUGGUGUUCAAGUAUAUAAUGGAGAGCUGAAGUUCGUGUACAGCGCUCGAGCUUUUCUAUGUUCUCUAAGAUUCAGCCACGCAUCAAACCGUUUUUACACCUACGUUUUGAACCUCAUCAAACUAAGGUUGAUCAAGCAGAAUCGUGUGUAUCCGGGCGUACCAUUGUAAAGUCAAUGAUUUCCGCUACUUAAUUUCCCAUGAAUCGUUGAAUACUCUUUCUAUUAAUCAGGUGAACCAACAGUUAGGCAUUGAUAGAGAUGUACUCAGAGGUUGGAAUUGUGCUUUCGCAGGGGUCUCUGCACUCAAUUAGAUAAAUGGAAUCCAACGCAGUAACUUCUGUAGUUAUACCUAUCUUCCACCUUCGACCUCAAACAAAUAACAAUCAGGGUCAUACGGAUUUCUUUUUCCUAAACGCCAUAACUGUUUCAGUACCGAGUCUGUACAGAGGUUGCCACACCUUGGGAGUAGAUUCCCAUCAUGGUUUUGCAUCGAUCAUCGUCAUCUGCUCUGGUUUCUCUCAUGCGAAUCAGAAUGCCGUUCCUGUAAUAAUAUUCACAACGAGGAGUUUGACCGCUUCGGAUGUACAUGAAAAAACACGUAAUAAUAAAAAAUCAAUUCAGUUAUAUUU
Molecule: messenger RNA, 4460 nt
Organism: Marchantia polymorpha subsp. ruderalis
Lineage: Eukaryota; Viridiplantae; Streptophyta; Marchantiopsida; Marchantiales; Marchantiaceae
Source: the annotation of a GenBank genome assembly